AUGCCAACAUUGAAGAACACCACAGAGACCGAAGUGGCAGCGUCAUACAACAUCCAAAAGGAAAAAACUGUUUUACUAGCAACAGCAAAGGUAAUUAUAAGGACUAAAAAACAAGUUAAUCCGAUACGAGCGCUUCUUGAUCAAGGAUCACAAUCUUGUAUAAUAACAGAACAAUUAGCAAGAUCAAUCAGAGCACCAUUGACCAAUUAUCAAACUCAUGUAAAAGGUAUCAAUGGACAAACAACAAGCGUUAUAGCCAAAUGCUUAUUAGAAAUUCAAUCUAUACAUGAUGAAAAUAAGAGCUGUCAUAUCGAAGCAAUAGUGUUACCAAAAAUCACAUCAAAAAUGCCAAAUGCAGAAUUCACGCCAGGAAAAUGGUCGCAUAUUGAUGGAUUGCAGUUAGCAAAUCCUUGGUAUGCUGAACCAAAGGAAAUACAAUUGUUAAUCGGGUCGGACGUGUUACCAGAAGUGUUUAAAGAAGGAUUAAUUAAAGGGCCAGACAACUCUCCAAUGGCUCAAAACACAUUAUUUGGAUGGAUAUUAUCAGGACCUUUAGAUGUAGAGCGUACAAUUACAAACAAAAUAAUGUUAUGCUCCAUGGCUUGCGAAAACAGCGACGAGUAUUUAAAACGGUUUUGGGAAUUAGAGGAAAUUCCAAAUGCAGACUUAAGAACAGUAGAAGAAAGGGGUUGUGAGCGACAUUAUGAUUCAACUUGCACCCGCGAUAAAACAGGACGAUACAUCGUUAGGUUACCACUGAAAAAUGAUCGAGAAACGUUAGGUGAAUCCAGAAAGAUGGCAUUAAAACGGUUCUUUUCAUUGGAAGAACGAUUUAAGAAGAAUCCAGCACUAAAGCAAGAGUAUGUGAACUUUAUGCAAGAGUAUAUCAAGCUUGGUCACAUGAAGGAAGUUAAUGAGAAACCAAAGACAAAGGUAUAUUAUUUGCCGCAUCAUGCAGUUAUUAAAGAAGACAGCACGACAACAAAACUUCGAGUGGUGUUUGAUGCGUCCGCAAAAACGACAUCAGGACAAUCACUUAACAGUAUUAUGAUGACAGGUCCUACAUUACAAAAGGAUUUAUUCAUUCUAUUAUUGCAGUGGAGAAUGUUUAAAAUAGUUUUUAUGGCUGACAUUGAAAAAAUGUAUCGGCAAAUACUGAUUCAUCAUGAUGAUAGAGAUCUUCAACGAAUUUUAUGGAGAAACGAUCAGAAAAAACCAAUAAAAGAAUACAAAUUGAACAUGAUUACAUAUGGUACUGCAUCAGCACCAUAUCUUGCUAUCAAGACGUUGUUUAAGCUAGCAGAAGACGAGAGAAUUAAUUAUCCUUUGGCAAGUGAAACCUUAAAUGAAAAAUUUUAUGUAGACGAUUGUUUGGGAGGCGCUAAUACGAUUAAAGAGUGUAAACAAGUACAAGAAGAAUUAAUCCAAUUAUUGCGGAAGGGAGGUUUUAAUUUAAGAAAAUGGGCAUCAAACGAACCGGAAAUGUUGACGAAUAUCCAGAUAAAAGACAUUGAACCAGGGUUAGAGAUGCAAUUUAACAACGACCAAGCGAUUAAAAUUUUAGGAAUAAAAUGGUGUCCUAAAUUGGAUCAAUUUGAAUUUAAAAUAAAUACCACGUCAUUCAGCUCAAAAUACACAAAAAGAGCAAUUCUAAGUGAUGCUGGAAAACUAUUCGAUCCAUUUGGUUGGUUGUCACCUGUAACCAUUAAAGCAAAAAUUAUGAUACAAAAAUUGUGGAUGCUAGGAAUUAGUUGGGAUACAGAGAUCCCACCCAAUCUACAGGCACAAUGGGAAGAAUUUAAAUUGAGAUUACCUGCAGUUCAGAAAAUAACCAUGAAAAGAUGGACACAACGUUAUAAUUUAUGGUUAUUUCACAAUCAGCGAUAUAGAAGAAUAUGA
Messenger RNA from Teleopsis dalmanni, 1899 nucleotides. RefSeq lists its product as uncharacterized. Lineage: Eukaryota; Metazoa; Arthropoda; Insecta; Diptera; Diopsidae. The record is from RefSeq and is a predicted model, not a curated record. The transcript has a single exon. The coding region runs from base 1 to 1899 and encodes 632 amino acids.